CUGGUUGAAUCGCAUUUUAGGAGGAUGUGCAUGUACAACCGCUCGAAUGGAUUUAGUCCCCAGCGUCGACGCGUCGGGAAAUGUGACGUCUGAAUGCAAAGAGUAUUGGGCGUUUAUAAUCCAAGAAAUCAGAUGGACUGAACUCGCUAGCAGCUGGAGAUAUCCAUGCACAGCUCUUUGUACAGCCCUGGGGCCGUCCCGUGGCGGAUGCACAGCACAAUUCAAUGUUCGACGUACUCCGACGCAACAAACGUUACGCAUCAAGGAGACCGAGCGUCUUACUGACUGUCCGCCGAAAGAGGCAGCUUCCAGUUGCACGGGGGUCGUACCAGAUGCUUCCAGACAGCAUUCAACGCGCAGCUUCGCCACGCACGAUACGGGCACCGGUAUGGUGGCCACUGCAGCGCAGCUAGUGGCAGGGGGAGCGCAAUACGGCGGGAUGGAGGACGGUGCACGGGUGAGGCCCUGACCGCUUCGACAGCCAAGACCACAUCUGUGCCGUCGGACUUAACGCAUAUACGUUUCAUGGCAAGAGGAGCACGCUCUGACUCAGUACGAUGC
Trametes versicolor FP-101664 SS1 is the source of this 561-nucleotide messenger RNA. RefSeq lists its product as uncharacterized. The transcript has a single exon. The coding region runs from base 47 to 469 and encodes 140 amino acids. The record is from RefSeq and is a predicted model, not a curated record. NCBI's taxonomy places the organism in Eukaryota, Fungi, Basidiomycota, Agaricomycetes, Polyporales, Polyporaceae.